AUGGCUGCCUUCUUCCCUGCUGAGGACGAGCUCGUCAAGAGGCAUGUCGCGCAAUUUGGCUGCCCCUCGGGCACAUAUUACAGGAAUGGCCGCUGCUACACGCGCAAUCGCAGCAGUUGGUACUACUGGGGUCGCUGGGUUCUCGCCGGCGUUCUCGUCCUAGUCUUCCUCCUCAUCCUCUGCGCUCUCGGUUGCUUCAGCUCCCGCAAGCGCAGAAGAAAGGGCAACACCCCCAUGUACGGCACCGGCUGGAUGACCAACAACCGCUGGGGCGCCAACCAGCACCAGAACAACCAGCACGCCUACAACCAGCAGCAGCAGUACGGCUACGGUCAGCAGGGCUACAACGCGCCGCCGGCGUACGGCCAGCAGCCCCAGCACACGGGCACCACCUUUAACCCGAACGACGGCUACUACGGCAAUCACGACAACAUUCAGCUGCAGCAGCCCCAGCAGACGUAUAACCGUGGCGUCGACGAUUUUGCGCCGCCUUCUGGGCCGCCUCCCAAGGCGUGAAGCGGGUCUGAAUCUUUGUCUUGCGCGAGGCUAGGCUGGGCUGGCGCGUCGCUGAGGGAGACGUCAGCCAGUCGAGGUGCGAAACUGCGUUACUGGCUGGAAAGGGGAAGCAAAUGAUACCUGAUUUGAUGCGGGAUUGUCGCCCCCAGAUGUCGCGCGAUCGGUUUUUUUUUCUUUGGCAGGACGAUGGCUCUACCAUGGCGAUAGCGAUAUUUGGGCUCGCGGCUGUCGCCGGGUAGUGCACCGCAUGCUUGAUGAUAGAUGUUCUUCCC
Messenger RNA from Verticillium dahliae VdLs.17, 788 nucleotides. RefSeq lists its product as uncharacterized. Bases 1 to 516 code for a protein of 171 amino acids. The record is from RefSeq and is a predicted model, not a curated record. Gene Ontology annotation, cellular component: intracellular membrane-bounded organelle. Gene Ontology annotation, biological process: vesicle-mediated transport. Lineage: Eukaryota; Fungi; Ascomycota; Sordariomycetes; Glomerellales; Plectosphaerellaceae. The transcript has 3 exons.